GGUAAGCUUUUCAUAACAACUUGCCGCAGGGUGGAAUAUAAAAGUUACUUUUGAAAUUUUAUAAAACCCGUUCUAAUUCGCAAGACCAGAUGGCGAAAAGAUUUACUGCAAUAACAGUGCCGUGGAAAGAAUUGGAAAAAAAGGUUCCACCUGAUCAGAGAGUUAAAUUUCUAGCAUUCAAGGCAAAAGCUGAUUCUUAUUUUCGAAGGGUUCAGGCAAAUCCACCGGAGCUUCCGAAGAUAGAUUGGGAGAAAUACUCGAAAAUUGUCUCGAAUCAAGCAAUGGUUGAGAAAUUCAAGAAGGAGUAUGAAGGUUAUAAGGUCCCAUAUCCCGAAGACAAGCUCUCGGCAACAAUAGACGAGCAGUGGAAAUCGUUGGAGCCAGAAAUAAUUGUGUUCUGUGCAAAUUUAGAUAAAGAAAUUGAAAUGGCCAGAAAGGAAUUAGAUACAAUGAAGAAACUUCCAAAAUUUGAAGAUAUGACGAUGGAGAUGGUUCGGGAUUUGUUUCCGGAACAGGCGCUGGACCCCGUCAAGAACCCCACAUUCUGGCCUCACGAUGCGGAGUCGCAACUUGAUUAUGUGCCAGAUAAACCCAAGCCAAAUAAAUAGUCUAUUCAUCUCAAAAUAUAUAACAAUAUACUA
This is a messenger RNA of Leptidea sinapis, 641 nucleotides long. RefSeq names its product ATP synthase subunit d, mitochondrial-like. Gene Ontology annotation, molecular function: proton transmembrane transporter activity. Lineage: Eukaryota; Metazoa; Arthropoda; Insecta; Lepidoptera; Pieridae. The transcript has 3 exons. The record is from RefSeq and is a predicted model, not a curated record. Gene Ontology annotation, biological process: proton motive force-driven ATP synthesis. The coding region runs from base 90 to 608 and encodes 172 amino acids.